Messenger RNA from Capsicum annuum, 1303 nucleotides. Its product is annotated as short-chain dehydrogenase TIC 32 B, chloroplastic. The transcript has 8 exons. Bases 91 to 1086 code for a protein of 331 amino acids. NCBI's taxonomy places the organism in Eukaryota, Viridiplantae, Streptophyta, Magnoliopsida, Solanales, Solanaceae. The record is from RefSeq and is a predicted model, not a curated record.
UACAAGUUUCAUAAAGCAUUUAUAUAUACGUGGUUUUCAACAAUAUCAGCAAUAUUAAUAUUACAAUUCAAAAUUCCAAGUUUUGCUCUCAUGAAGGCAACUCUCAAAUAUUUGGCUGGCAUUGCUGGUCCAAGUGGUUAUGGCUCUAAAACAACUGCUGAACAAGCCACUAGAGAUUUCUCUAAUUCUUCUAAUUCUCAAAUUACUGCAAUUAUCACUGGUGCAACAUCAGGAAUAGGGGCAGAAACAGCAAGAGUACUAGCAAAAAGGGGUGUAAGAAUAGUGAUACCAGCAAGAGAUUUAAAAAAAGCAGAAAUUGUGAAGGAAUUUAUACAAAAAGAAACUCCAAUGGCUCAAAUUAUAUUAUUUGAAAUUGAUUUGAGUUCUUUUGCUUCUAUUCAAAGAUUUUGUGCUGAGUUCUUGUCUUUACAACUCCCUCUUCACAUUCUCAUAAAUAAUGCAGGGAAAUUUUCACAGAAACUGGAGUUCUCUGAAGACAAAAUUGAGAUGACAUUUGCCACAAACUAUUUAGGUCAUUUUCUAUUGACGGAGUUGUUAGUAGAGAAAAUGGUGGAGACAGCAGAAGCCACAGGGGUUCAAGGAAGAAUAGUGAAUGUUACUUCAGUUGUUCAUAAUUGGGUGAAAAGAAAUCAAUUCAACUUCAGCCAAUUGCUAAACCCUAAGAAAUAUUAUAAUGGUACUCGUGCAUAUGCUCAGUCAAAAUUGGCCAACAUUCUACAUGCCAAGGAAUUAUCAAGACAAUUAAAGGCAAGAAAUGCAAAUGUAACUAUCAAUGCUGUCCAUCCUGGAAUUGUAAAAACUGGAAUUAUCAGAGAUCACAAAGGCUUUAUCACUGAUUCUCUCUAUUUUAUGGCAUCAAAGCUUCUAAAGUCAACAUCACAGGGUGCAGCAACCACAUGUUAUGUAGCACUGAGCCCACAAACAGAAGGGAUGAGUGGGAAAUACUUUGCAGACUGUAAUGAAAGCCACUCUUCACUUUUAGCAAAUGAUGAAAAUGAAGCUCAUAAGUUUUGGAAGGGCACUCGUGUUCUUAUUCAUAGAAGAUUGCUUCCACCUGUAAAUUGAUUUUUUUUUUUUUUUUGGGGGGGGGGGGGGGGGAAGGGAGAGGAAGGUACAUGUAAAUAAAUAAAUAUACUUUCUUGUAUAUCCAUAUGAUUGAUAGAAGAAAAUAUCAUACAAGUACUAGAGUCCAAUUGUUAGCUAACUGAUGGAGUACAAAUGUUAGUAGUGGAAUAAUGAAGAUUCUUCUUUUUAGUGGUCCAUUACUAUAUAUGGGCUACAA